GGGCGGGCAGGUGCUGCCGCGCCUAGCCCGCCCUCUUCCGCUGCCGCCGUGGGAAUGGAAACAUCUGCCCCACGUGCCGGAAGCUUGCUAACCACACCAGCGCGGUACUCCGCGUCCUGCCGCGCCGAUCCUCUGCGAGUGGCCUCGCGAGAAGUGCUCGCCGAAAUGGCUGCGUCCAGUCAAGGUAGCUUUGAGGGAAAUUUUGAGUCGCUGGACCUUGCAGAAUUUGCUAAAAAGCAACCAUGGUGGCGCAAACUGUUUGGGCAGGAAUCUGGGCCUUCAGCUGAAAAGUAUAGCGUGGCAACCCAGCUGUUAAUUGGAGGUGUCACUGGAUGGUGCACUGGUUUCAUCUUCCAGAAGGUUGGAAAAUUGGCUGCAACAGCUGUGGGAGGCGGAUUUUUUCUCCUUCAGCUUGCAAACCAUACUGGGUAUAUUAAAGUUGAUUGGCAGCGAGUAGAAAAGGACAUGAAAAAAGCCAAAGAACAGCUAAAGAUUCGUAAGAGCAACCAAAUACCAACUGAGGUCAAGAGUAAAGCUGAAGAGGUUGUGUCAUUUGUGAAGAAGAAUGUUCUAGUGACUGGAGGAUUUUUUGGAGGCUUUUUGCUUGGCAUGGCAUCCUAAGGAGGACAACUUCACUUCCAUUGUUCUGAUUUUUUUCUAAUCAGCAGCCUCUACACUCCAUCAUAGGACAUCAAGUCUCUCCUGUUCUCCCAUGCCUUCCUCCCUGUUGUGUCAAACCUGAAUUGGCUUCUAUAGGCAUCUGUUGGUACAAGUUAAUACAGGCCCUGCCUGCUGUGAGCUUGAUGGUGAUGGAAGAGACAUUAGACAUUAGCUCUCCUCCCAGUAUACUCCCCACUUGGUCAAUCUGUAGGUCAGCAAAAAUGUCCUUUCCCUUAUGAAAUACUUACCAGAAUACAUUGCAAGAUCAUUUGCCAUGAAUGGGUCCUCAAAGGUUGUCCCACACUUGAUUUGGAAAAGAAGCAGAUAGUUAACUUAUGUGCUGCAUGGGAAGGAACUGAAUACAUUUGCCUUUAAGCAUGAAAGAUUUUGGUAUCUUGGUGUGUAUUUUAUUUCUAGUUGGUUUUAGAUUACAGAAAGAGAAGCUAUUUAAACCUGUUAUAAUUAUUCUGACAAAAAAUGGCAGUCUAAGAAUGAUAAAUGACAGAAAUCUGAAUAUGAAAUGAACUUAUGCUAAAGGGUAUAUGCUGUACUGAAGGUAUUGUAUUUGGUAGGCAGAUCUCUUAGGGAAACCAGCUGUUAGAAAUACAUUGUUGGGUGGUCAGAGAAAUCAUUUAAGAACAUUAAGAUACUAUUCAGGAAUGUUUUCCACCGUAUCAGAUAAUGUAUUUCAUGGCUAUUUCCAAAGAUUUGAUUUAUGGUAAAAUGAAUGAUUUAGCUAGGAGAAGGAAGAAGCUCUUGGAUUUUUAUUUCAAAGAAAAGGCUUUGUGCUUUGAAAUGUGAAGUAUUAUUCCUGUGUCACAGCAUUAGGGGUAGCCAUAGAUCCUCGUUGUCAAUUCUAAUUCUUUAUCCAGUUUGUAUGAAAUGCAGCAUUUAAUCCAGAAUUUUAUUUAUUUAUUGUUGAUUUUUUAAAAAUAAAUGACAGUGGAAUGCGUUACAAUUCUUAUUACAUGUAUACAGUACAAUUUUUCAUAUCUCUUAAACCAAAAUUUUAAAUAAGCAACAUUUCCAGACAUUCAGAAUUAAGAAAAAUAAUGAUAGCACACAUGAAAUGAAUUAUUUCUGUCAUCAAGUGAAGUCUGUGUCACUUGAUGACACCCCUCCAUUUCUCAGAAUUAUUCUUUAAAAAUUUACACACACUUAACACAUUUUGUUGUAAUUCUAACUAGAAUAUCAGCUUUGGAUGGUAAGUGAAAACUCCUUGUCCCAGGCCUUGAGAGCCCUUUCCCCAUUUGUGCCCUUCAGUACCUGUCAGCAUGUUCUUCUUCUCCAUUGUCUUCAUCUUUAUGUCACAGGGCCAAGCACUUAAUAAGUUCUGAGUAUUUGCUGAAUAUAUGAAUUUUAACCUUCUAGAACAAAAACUUACUAUUAAAGGUUAGUUUUACUCAGAUGUAAAUCUUAAAACUUGCAGUCAAUCCAUGUAAAAUGGGGAUAUAGCUCAUUUGGUAGAGUGCUCACCUAGCAUGUACAAGGCCCUGGGUUCAAUCCUCAGCACCACUACAAAAAAAAGUUUUUAACUAUCUUGAGAAUGAUGUAUUGAAUCUGAAAAUUGAAACUACCAGUGGAUGUGUAGAACUUUAUAGAAUUCACCUAUUUGCAUUUUCCUCAUUAAAUUACAGUAACAUUUAAGGCAA
This is a messenger RNA of Ictidomys tridecemlineatus (thirteen-lined ground squirrel), 2312 nucleotides long. RefSeq names its product FUN14 domain containing 2 (gene Fundc2). Gene Ontology annotation, cellular component: mitochondrial outer membrane. The record is from RefSeq and is a predicted model, not a curated record. Gene Ontology annotation, biological process: autophagy of mitochondrion. NCBI's taxonomy places the organism in Eukaryota, Metazoa, Chordata, Mammalia, Rodentia, Sciuridae.